UUUUAGAUGGUUUUCCUUGGCUCACAGAGGAAGUAGAAUCUUCCAAGCAACUCUAAACUAUUUCUCUCUCUACUCCUAAUCUAAUAAAUACUGAUAUAAUAAAUAUACAAGAAUCUUGGGCUAGCAGUAGAUUCUCCUGCUUCUUCUUUCAUUAAAUUAAAGAACACUGUUUCUAGGGUAUGGAAACUCUUUCAUAUGGUUCUGCACCAUGCUAUCAAGUUGUGAACACAAAAACUAAAUCAAUUAAAAAUAGCUUGAAUUCAACUCAAUCAAGGGUUUCCUAUAUUAGAAAACAUGGAGUUUAUCAUACAAAUAAUCUUUUCUCAUUUGGGUCACUGAGAUUUUAUGAUGAUAAGGUUCAACAAUUAGGUUUUAGGUCAAAAGUUGUUUUUGAAGGCUCGAAAAGAUUCCAAUUCCAGGUUUAUAGUGGAAGUUAUGGUGGUGAUUAUGUGAUUAGUGAAGAUGAGUCAAGGGAUAUUUCAGUGGUAGGUGAACCUGCUUCCAAGGUUUUGAUUCCUGGUUUGCCUGAUGAAUCGAACGGUGACUCGGGUGCGAUAAUCAGUAGUUGCUUUAAGGGAUGGAAACCUAAAUUGAAUGUGCACUAUGAGAAAGCUGGAUUCGAAAAUGUGGAUUCGCCGAAUGUUCUCUUUUUGCCGGGGUUUGGUGUUGGUUCUUUCCAUUAUGAGAAGCAAUUGAAGGAUUUGGGCCGUGAUUUUAGAGUGUGGGCACUGGAUUUUCUAGGUCAAGGAAUGUCUUUGCCUUUUGAAGAUCCUGCUCCUUUGUUUAAGGAAAAAGGGGUUGCAUCGAGUGGAAAUGUUUCUUCUUGGGGUUUUGGAGAUGAAACCGAACCGUGGGCGACUGAGCUGGUGUAUUCUGUUGAUUUAUGGCAAGAUCAAGUUCGGUAUUUCAUAGAAGAGGUCAUUGGCGAACCAGUCUAUCUUGUAGGCAACUCACUAGGAGGAUAUGUUGCAUUAUAUUUUGCCGCAUGUUAUCCGCAUCUAGUAAAAGGCGUAACAUUGCUUAAUGCAACACCUUUUUGGGGGUUUCUUCCAAAUCCAGUAAAAUAUCCAGGACUCGCCAAAAUAUUUCCAUGGGCUGGAACAUUCCCUCUACCUUCAAGUAUAAAGAAACUUACAGAGUUGUUGUGGGAGAAAAUCAGUGAUCCAAAAAGUAUUGCCGAUGUACUUAAUCAGGUUUAUGCAGAUCAUUCAAUAAAUGUAGAUGAUGUUUUUUCACGCAUAAUCGAAACUGCAAGGCAUCCGGCUGCUGCUGCAUCAUUUGCUUCAAUUAUGUUUGCUCCUCAAGGAGAAUUAUCCUUCGGUGAAACAUUAUCCAGAUGUCGAGCAAACAAGGUGCCGAUUUGCCUCAUGUAUGGAAAAGAAGAUCCGUGGGUGACGCCGCCAUGGGGACUUCGGGUUAAAAAUAAGGUGCCCGAAGCUCCUUAUUAUCAAAUCAGCCCUGCUGGUCACUGCCCUCAUGAUGAAGUUCCUGAGGUCAUAAAUUUCUUACUUCGCGGAUGGAUCAAAAACCUAGAAUCUGAGGGCUCUGUCUCAUUGCCUCUGCUUGAAGACAUAGACACAAUGAAUCACACUAUUGAAAGGGAGUUAGAAUUUCCCAGAAAAGGUUCAAAAAAAUCAGUGAUGGUCAAAUAUUUUGUUUCUACUAUCUCAUUUUGGGACAGGAUAAGAUCCUUCAAAUCCUACUCCAAGUUCAGGAAAUUGGCAGCCAAAUCUCAAUGAUAUGGUGAAUUAUGCGACUCAUUAUAUUGUCUAUUUGUCUUCACUUCCUCGAAGUUUGUAUCAAAGAAUCCAAACACAAUUGUUUUAGAAUAGAAGUCAAUGUUGUAUGUAUAUUAUAAAUGAAUAAUAUUACUUGCCAUCUUAUUCAAAUAUGACCCAAAUUCUUUUAUCUUUGUAA
This is a messenger RNA of Cicer arietinum (chickpea), 1917 nucleotides long. RefSeq names its product pheophytinase, chloroplastic. Gene Ontology annotation, biological process: chlorophyll catabolic process. Gene Ontology annotation, molecular function: pheophytinase activity. Gene Ontology annotation, cellular component: chloroplast. The record is from RefSeq and is a predicted model, not a curated record. NCBI's taxonomy places the organism in Eukaryota, Viridiplantae, Streptophyta, Magnoliopsida, Fabales, Fabaceae.